GGCCGGAUGCCAUGGGUAACAACUUCUCCAGUAUCCCCUCUCUGCCCCGAGGAAACCCGAGCCGGCCGCCGCGGGGCCACCCCCAAAACCUCAAAGACUCCAUCGGGGGUCCCUUCCCUGUCACCUCUCACCGAUGCCACCACAAGCAGAAGCACUGCACGCCGGUGCUGCCCGGCGGGGUGCUCCUGGCCACGCCGCUGCUCUUCCACCCACACACCAAGGGCUCCCAGAUCCUCAUGGACCUCAGCCACAAGGCUGUCAAGAGGCAGGCCAGCUUCUGCAACGCCAUCACCUUCAGUAACCGCCCGGUCCUCAUCUACGAGCAAGUCAGGCUGAAGAUCACCAAGAAGCAGUGCUGCUGGAGCGGGGCGCUGCGCCUGGGCUUCACGAGCAAGGACCCCUCCCGCAUCCACCCCGACUCGCUGCCCAAGUACGCCUGCCCCGACCUGGUCUCCCAGAGCGGCUUCUGGGCCAAGGCGCUGCCCGAGGAGUUUGCCAACGAGGGCAAUAUCAUCGCCUUCUGGGUGGACAAGAAGGGCCGUGUGUUUUACCGCAUCAACGACUCGGCCGCCAUGCUCUUCCUCAACGGGGUCCGCACGGCUGACCCGCUCUGGGCCCUGGUGGACGUGUACGGCCUCACGCGGGGCGUGCAGCUGCUUGUCACCACGUGCGACCCCGGCACGCUGCGGCCGGCCGACCUGCCCUUCAGCACCGAGGCCCUGGUGGACCGCAAGGAGUUCUGGGCCGUGUGCCGCGCGCCCGGGCCGCUGCACAGCGGCGACAUCCUGGGCCUGGUGGUCAACGCCGACGGCGAGCUGCACCUCAGCCACAACGGCGCCGCCAUGGGCAUGCAGCUGUGCGUGGACGCCUCGCAGCCGCUCUGGAUGCUCUUCGGCCUGCACGGCGCCAUCACGCAAAUCCGCCUCCUCGGCUCCACCAUCCUCGCAGAGCGGGGCAUCCCAUCGCUUCCCUGCUCUCCCGCCUCCACACCAACCUCGCCCAGUGCCCUGGGCAGCCGCCUCUCUGACCCCUUGCUCAGCACCUGCAGCUCGGGACCUCUGGGGAGCUCUGCUGGCGGGACGGCCCCCAACUCGCCGGUGAGCCUGCCCGAGUCACCAGUGACCCCAGGCACGGGCCAGUGGAGCGAUGAGUGCACCAUUUGCUAUGAGCAUGCAGUGGACACAGUCAUCUACACAUGUGGCCAUAUGUGCCUCUGCUAUGCCUGCGGUCUGCGCCUCAAGAAGGCUCUGCAUGCCUGCUGCCCCAUCUGCCGCCGCCCCAUCAAGGACAUCAUCAAGACCUACCGAAGCUCCUAGCCCGAUGCGGCGCCCCACCCCUCGUGCCCGCCUCCUCGGACUUUAGCUCGGCUCCAGCCAAGGGGCAAGCCAACAAGGCCCCUUCUCUUCUUCCUCAUUUUGGAAACUAUUUUCCCUUCUCCAUAAAACAUGGGAAACUGAGGCCCCUGAAGGUUUGGGGAGAAAAGGGGUAUCAUACAGGGCAGUGGGGGGCAGAAGCAAAUCGCCCAGCAGAGGGGAGGGAAAGAGCCUACACUUUGUCUACCUUUCCCUUCUCUGCACCCAGCUCUUUCCUUCAUGCUGAGGGACUGAAUUAGGGUCUCAGCCUGUUCUAAUCCUUCCCCAUCUGGGACCAACUUCUAGGAAGUCCCUCUAGCCCAUGUGACACCUUUGUGAGAUUUAGGAAGUGUGUCUGUCCGGGCAGAUAGAGCCCUGAGCCAGGGCGUGCGGCUUGGCUUGUGGAGUAUGGACUGGACAUCAGCCUCUGUUUACUCCCUCAGCCAGCUGCCCUUGAGCAGUGCACAGCCUGCUUCACAGCAGCCCUGGGCGGGUGGCCCGCGCUGCUGCCUUACUCUGACCUGUACCCACCUUCCUCCUCUCUUCCCUGCCCCUUGGGCCUGGCAGCCAGGGGAAAGAAGGCUAGUGGAUACCUCUCACCCAGACAGGCUGCAGCCUCCAUGCCAUACCCCUCUCCCACCCACCCAGGAUGGGUGGUGUACAGGCCGCAGGAGGUUCCAGGUUCUGAGUCCCUGGCCCUGUGCCCUGGCAGCGAUGCAGAGGGCCCCUUCCUGGCCAUAGCCUUUCUGCCCCAUUCAUCUCACCCCUUGGUCUAGCUGGAGAGCAGGGUCUGUCUGCUGUCAGGGUCUCUAAGAACAGGUCCGCAUCUACUCUCUGAGACCUGUCCUGCUACAUCUCAGUGCUGUCCUGGGCCUGGCUGUUGCUCAGAGAUGCUGUAGCGUCGCCAGGCAAGGCCAGGGCCCUGGGUUGGGGACAGGGAGGUUUUGUGGAGUAAGACCAGCCUUUUUCUGUAUUUUAAUUUAUUUAUUUAUUUGGUUUGUGGGUUUUUGGUGUUUUUUUGUGUGGGGGGGAGUGAGUUCCCACCCCUCAGGCCCCUAGAAAUGUUGCCCUAGAAAUGUGUGUGGGUUGAGAGGGGACAGCAUUUCCCAGACUCCAGCCCAAAAGUCCAUAGUUAGCUAUGCUUACCAUGAGUUAGGACUCCUUAAAGAGGCUGAAUUGGGAGGCCUCCUGGCAAGCUGUGUCCAUUUUACACAGGGCAUAUUGAGUCUCCUUAACUCCCUGGGACUGGCGGAUCACCCAGAGCCACAAAGUGCCCUUCCUUGGGCUGGAGCAGGGUUAUCAUAGGUUGGCUUAAACAUGUCAGGAGGCCCAGGAGCAUAAAAAAUUCUGGGAAUGCUGAAGGAGGGGAGUCUGGCUUGGGCCAGGGAACAGGGCUGGGGAGCCUAGUGAUUGUAGAGGCAGGGAGCCUGUUCUUAGGAAAGGCACUUCACCCCCAGGAAAUAUGAGGGGUAGGGACUGGCCCAGCACCUCUGGGUUCUCAUUCCUGGUUCUGGGGUGAGGGAGUGCCCCCCACAUGCCCUUAGGCUAGUUCUGUGCUCUGCCUGCCCUGUCCUGAUAGCCAUUGGCUGGGGCCAGCUCUUAAGAGUCUUGGCUUAGUCUCACCCCAGCCUCCCAGCCCUCUGCCCCCUCAGAUGGCUUUUUACAUCCAUCAGAGAUAGCUUCUCCCUGUGGCCAGGUCAUAGCUCCUCUGUGCCUCAGCUUCCACCUCUGUAAAAUGAUUGGGGAGGGGGGAGACCUUGUGUGACUCUUAGUUCUUUGGUGAGGGGCUGCAUUGGGGUGGGGUAGUGUCUGUCCCUGCUUUGUAGUGGGCCUUUGAGAAGUCAUAGUUCUGCUAAGGGUCUCCCCAGUCUCUGAUUCCCGGUCACCCCUUCUUUGGGGGUUGGUUGGGGGAGGUGUUGGCUCCAUCCAAUCGAGGGUUCCAUUUCAGAGGCAAGGAUAGGUCUUAAGUGCAAGGGCUGCCUGGCCUGAGGGUGGGGAAAGGAAGCCAUCCGUCCUAUUGUCUGUUAGUGUGGGGUAGUUGCUGCCUCUUUUGUGAACUUGGGUCGCUGUGAUUGUGAAUAAAGGUGAUUUGUAACAGCCUGA
This is a messenger RNA of Miniopterus natalensis, 3455 nucleotides long. The record is from RefSeq and is a predicted model, not a curated record. NCBI's taxonomy places the organism in Eukaryota, Metazoa, Chordata, Mammalia, Chiroptera, Miniopteridae.